AUGGCGACUGAAGUUUCUGGUUCCGAAGAUGUGGAGAUGGACGAUGCAGACGCAGUCGAGGACGAAGAGCUGUUUCCGUCCCUUAUCAUUCCUGUGACUUCUUCCAACAAAUCGAGCAACCUGUUUGUUGAAAUCUUUGCGGAAGAGCUGCCUGAAAUUGCUUCCUCUACCAUCCUGCAGGUCCUCAAAGACGAAGAUGCCGAACUCAACACGUGGGCAGACGCUGCCUUGUUGUACAUGCAACAACGUCAGUCGAGAGAAUCUUCCACUAUUCUUCAGGCUGCCUGUGAUUUGGACACGGGCAACAAUCGAGAUCAAAAGGUCCGCAUCUUGGCUUCCGCCGGAAUUGCCCUCCUUACUGAAGCACAGCAGUCACAAUCCACGGCGCCAGGAGGAAUCAAACGACCGGGAGGAGAUCCCAAAGAUGAGCUACGAUCCAUGGCAGACAAUAGAUUCACACACGCAUCCAAAGUUGACACGCUCUUUCCCAUGACAUGGAUUGGGAGAGGCAUGCUCAACCUCUCCGCCGCUCGAUUGGAUCAGGCACGCUUCUUCUUCGAAACUACACUCAAGCAAUGUGGACCUGUAUUGCCGGCACUCCUAGGAAUGGCGGCUGUACUCUACGGAGAAAAGGACUACAAGGGAGCCCAGGAAAUGUAUGCCAAGGCCAUGAGACUCUAUCCGGUCAAGUCGGGAUCUUCCACAAGAGUUGGAUUUGGACUGGCGUGUUACCGUCUGGGACAAGUCGAUAGAGCCAAGGCAGCCAUGUCAAGAGCACUCUCCAUGGAUUCCGAAAAUGUAGAAGCCAUGGUCGGGGCCGCCGUACUUGCCAUGGCCAGUCUCGAUGAGACCAGUCAAGACUUUGGAUCUCAGGCCGAAAAAGCCAUCAAAAUGAUAUCCAUGGCCAAUCUACUAGAUCAUUCCAAUGCCAUGGUACAAAAUCAUCUAGCCAAUCACUACUUUUGGAAAUGGACACCCGUCGCAGGAAUGGUCGAAGUCACACAAGGAUCCAAAGUGGUCAAAUGCUCGCAGAAUGUACCACUUGACGCUGGAGAACUCGUUCGAAUUGGAAUGAGUUUUGAAACCUAUGUCACGGAAGAUACUGGCGAUGAUGAUGACGACAAUGCCACCUUUCGAAUUCGGGAUGCUUGGAAGGACCCCUCCACCAGUGGAUUGAAACUCUGGAAGAAGGAUUAUGAUCGUGUCGUCGCGUUGGCCAAGGGAGCAUACAGCAGUACCAGUGUCAAGGAAAUUCAAGCCGAAUCCUUGUUCUUCUUGGCCCGAGUCUACCAUGUCAGAGAAGACUUUGACAAUGCACAAAAGUUCUACGAAAAAAGUUGCAAACUGGCACCCAACUUGAGCCCGGCGCGAUAUGGGCUAGCACAGGUACUCAUUAUGCAAGAAAAGUACGCCGAUGCCGCGGCUCACCUCAAGUUGGUGAUUGGAACUUCGGCCAGGGCCACGGAUGCACUGGCGCUAUUGGGGUUGUUGGAAGUGAGAGAAGGAAAGAACAUACAGGACGGGCUCUUGCACAUUCGCAAGGCAAUUGACCUGGAUCCACUCAACCCGGAUUUAGUGGUGCUAGAGGCGCUGGCGCUGCAACAACACGAAAGCAGCUAUACCAAAGCUCUCGAUCGGUAUCAAAAGGCAGUCCAACUCAUGGGACGACGUGGCAAAAAAGUACCGUAUGAGAUAUACACCAAUAUUGGAGUUCUCUGCCACGAGACCAAAAAAUUCGACAAAGCGUUGGAGAUGUACAAGCAGUCAUUCAAGGCUUUGGAUGAAGAUGAGACCGCUCAAGAGGUCUCUCUGGAUUCCAAAGAAAUCGAAGGUGGCGCCAUUGUCUUGAAUGACAACAAAUUGUUCUUUGGAUAUGCAGAUACGGAACUUAUGGUAGAAGUGACCAAAGCAGCAGCAGUACCGGUGCCGCCCCCACCAGCAACAACAACAACAGAGAAGCCAUCAGACGGCGACAAUCCACAGGAUUCGGCUGAACAAGACAAAUCGACUGAGGAUGGAGACGAGAAGACAAAUCCAGAGGAUAAGCCCAGCCAAAACGACAAGAAAGAUGAUGCGGCCGACAAGAAAGAUGACGCGACGGAGAAGGACAAGGAGGGCGAAGCAGACAAGCCAGUGAACCAGCAGAAAAGACGAGCGUUGAAGCAGAGAAUUGGCGAAAGCUUCGAAUCCGAGAUUGUGAAGAUCGAGUCUUCGGAUGGUCGGGUCCUUCUGACCAUCAAGGGAGUGUUCGAUGAGAAGGAGAACGCGGAGACGUCGUUCAAGCUAUUCGUCAAGCGCGGCAACAAGCGACUCGAUAAACCUGAAGCAAUCAGCAUCGCAUUCAAUCUGGCUCGUCUGCAUGAAGCGGUCGGAAGAACGCUUGCCGCAAUUGAGAUUCACAAGGCCAUUGUGAAGCGAAACCCAUCAUACGUUAACAGCUAUCUGAGGCUGGCGUGUAUCGCUAGGGACUGUGGCUGUCUGACUGAGUGUGCAGAAUGGCUAAAGAUCGCCGCAACAACGGCACCGGGUAACCCGGAGGUCCUGACUCUGAUUGGCAACCUUCAUCUCUCCCUCUGUGACUGGCAGCCGGCACAGAACGUCUUUGACGGUCUGCUUGCCAAGAAGGUCCCAAACGUCGAAGCCUACGCCAUGCUAAGUCUUGGGAAUAUUUACUUCAACAACCUGGACAGUCCGAAGCGUUAUGCGAAACAUCUGCAGUACGCUUCUGAUUACUACAAACGUAUUCUUAGCAAGGAUUCGUCGAACGCCUACGCCGCAAAUGGCUUGGGUGCAGUGCUUGCUGAAAAGGGGGAGCUUUUCAAGGCGAAAGAGGUUUUCAAUCGAGUGAGAGAAGUGCAAGAAAACAUCGCGGAUGCUCUGUUGAAUUUGGGCCACAUUUACUUGGCACAGAAGAAGCACCCAGAGGCUCUACAGAUGUACCGCAAUUACAUGAAACGCACGGAAGAUGGCUCAACAGACGUCACGUCGAAAUCUCGCCUGGACGAUUUGGCAGACGUCGAAUUGUAUAUUGCUUUCUGCUACUUUGACUGGGCGCGUCACACAGAACUGUUCAACAAUGCAAAAGCGGCCCCUGCUGAUGAACGAUACCAAAAGGCAAUGGAACACCUAGAGCGCGCGCUAUCAUGGGGACCAAAGAAGGAGAUCAUUCUAAGAUACAAUCUCUGCAUGACUCGGCUACAGGCGGGCAACUGUGUGCUUCAGAAGCUCACAAGAAACAUCAGGCGGACAGCAAAGGAGGUGGAAAUGGCGCUGAAUGGAUUGGAAGAAAGCCUUGCGACAGUUGAAUCGCUCAUCGAAGACAAAACCAACGGCCAGAAGGUGCCUGUCCCAACAAGUGUGCUCAAUGACUUCGUGGUGCACUGCAAGGCAAACAUCGCGAGUGCCAAGUCGCAUCUCGCGGAUGAAAGAAAGCGCGAGGAAGAGGCAAACACAGAGCGGGAGCUGCAGCGCCUUGCGGCUGAAGCGGCUAGGAAGGAAGAGGACUUGCGCAGGGAGUUGCAGAAGGAAGAAGAGAGAAGAAAGCAGGAGGAAAUGGAUCGAAAGGCCGAGGCAAGGAUGCGGCAUGCCGAUCAACUGCGUGCAGACUGGCAGCACCAAGAGGUUGUCAAGAAGGCGGCACAAGCAAAGAAGGCCAGAACUGCAAAGCCGCAGGACGACGAUUUUAUCGUCGACGACCCGCCUGAGGACGCACCAGCAGCCAGCGGUCUAUUUGACGACUCGGAGGAUGAAAGUGAGGACGAGGGAGAGAAGAAAGCAAAAGGUGAUUCCGAGGGCGCCGAAGGCAAAACCGAGAAUGCCACGCAAGCUGAUCUCUUUGGUGACUCCGACGACGACGAAGAGAGCGACGAGGAGUUGCUGGGGAAGAGCGACAAGGGCAAGGGCAAAGAUAAGAAGGAAAAGAGCGACAAGGAAAAGGAUAGUGGCGAUAAAAAGACAACGGGGAGUGCACUCUUCGGAAACAGUGACGACGAGAGCAGUGGUGAUGAAUUGCUUGCUUCAGCCAGCAAGGACAAGGAAGACAAGCCUGCGCCCAAGCCAAACGAGCUCUUUGGGGAGUCUGACGAUGAUGACGACGAAGCCGGAGAAAGUUCGAAGACUGCCAAGAGGCCCGCUUCUGGUGAUGAGGAGGACAACGACCAGCCCAAGAAAAAGAGGAAGGUGGACGAUGAAGAUGACGACUGAAACGAGCGUAUUACUGUUUGGUUCAAACUUCUUUACAUUCCCAACAAGACGAUGUUUGCCUUUCGUUGUCUGUUUGCUGACUUGCCUGCACCCUGGACUAGACAUGAUCCUUCGAGGCCGCAAGCAUUUGGCUGCGUCCGCUUCGUUCUGUAGCUCGUUACCCCCAGGUUGUUCGGGUUGUUUGGUUGCUGAAGGUGCACCGCACCCUACCGGUAGCAGUUUAUACUAACUAGAUUUGCAAGCAGGGGAAACAUAUCUUGGCGACAAAACGCUCCUCCAUGGCCACGUGAAGGAAAAUGUGUUUGCCAGAUGCGCACAAGAAACAAUGCUGGGCAGGCUGCAAUUGAAGGAGGCCGAAAUGGUGCCUGAUCUGAUGAGAUUGGAAAGUUGUGCAACAGUCGAGUCGCUCAUCGCCGAAGACAAAACCAAGGGCAAGAAGGCUCCUGCCCCAAUGAUGUUGUCAUCCACUCCAAGGGAAACUUCUCAAACACAGAGCAGGAGCUGCAGCAGUUUCCAGAACAGAAGAGAGAAGAAAGCAGGAGGA
Messenger RNA from Seminavis robusta, 4747 nucleotides. The record is from the annotation of a GenBank genome assembly. Lineage: Eukaryota; Bacillariophyta; Bacillariophyceae; Naviculales; Naviculaceae.